AUUUCACAGGCUGUGUCAUCUGCGACUGCACUCUUUGGCUUGGGGUAUGGCAACAAGCCUCACCGGGGCUCAGCCACUCCCUUUCUGACUGUAGAGAAACGCCCCAGUCUACAUAGAAGGAAAAUUGUUUUGCUGGAUUUCUGCACUGCCCUUAUUCCAAAUGCAAUAGAGAGUGAGAAAGAGCGAGAGCUUGGGGGGGCAGGCUCUGGAUUGGUGUUCUGGGCUAUUUCAACUUCAGGGCAACUUUUGAGAACUUCAGUUAUUUUUGGUUCUGGCAUACAGCUGAGACCAGGGGAGCCUGAGGUUGAUGCUGAUGCAGAAGAAGACGAUUCUGUCAAUGAAGUGACAAUAGAAAACAUACGGCCAAGGCCACAAGGAUCCUCUCCAGUUUAUGAGUAUUCCAUAGAAGAAGAAUAUUUUAACAAAAAGCUACAAGAAGAUACAGAGAACGAAAAAUAUUCUACAGACAAACAAAAAAUGAGUCAUUCACAGGAGUCUAUGGAGGUGACCCUGAAAACAGAAGUGGAAUCUGGUGCUAGCGGUUUUAGUGUGACUGGUGGAGGAAAUGAAGGAAUAUUUGUAAAACAGGUGCUCAAGGGAUCCCCUGCUUCGAAAAUAUUCAGUUUGAGAGAAGGUGAUCAGCUAUUAAGUGCCACAAUAUUUUUUGAUAAUAUCAAAUAUGAAGAUGCACUCAAGAUUCUACAAUAUUCCGAGCCAUACAAAGUACAAUUCAGUCUCAAAAGAAAACUUGCUGGGAAAGAAGAGCUAGAAAAAAUACAUUCUACAGCACAACACAAGAAGGAAAAAAUAAGUCAGGAAAAAGAGCUUACUGAAAAAAUUCCUGGAACAACACUGGAAAUUUCAGAAAAGAUUAUUUCAGAAGAAGACAAGGAAAAGGAAAUUGUAAAACAAAGGGUGGGAAGAACAAAACGACCCAGAAAAGAGAGAUUGUCAUGGCCCAAAUUCCAGUCAAUGAAAAAUAAAAAGAUUUUGGGGCACAGAAGAUCUCAUAGUACAUCAGAUGCACAUGAGCAUGCUAUACAAGAUAUUUCCCCAACAAGCACUGACACUGAGUCACAGUUACAAGAAGAAGAAUUCUGUGCUAAAGAGAAAAAAGGAAGCCAAAAGAAACUGAAGUUCCCUAAUAUUGGAUUCAAAAUGCAUAGAACAAAAGCAGAAACAGAAGAGAAGCAGAGAUUAGAAAUAAAAACCCUGACACCAACAAAAAAGGAUAAAAUACGAAAAGAAGAUAUCAGCAUGGAAACUCCAGAAAUACUAACUGUACAAUAUAGCACAUCUUCUGCAUAUGAAACAAAAGCAGGUGACAUACAAGACAAUGUCAAAAAAGACUUAAAAGAUAUGGAAAAUGGUUUACCAAUUUAUACAAAGAAGUACCCUGAAGUUGAAAUUAACAUUAAAAAACAAAAAAAACAGUUAGCAAUAUCUAAACCUACUACUACAACAUCACAAAUACCACCAAUAACAACACAAAUAUCAAAACCUACUUCAGAAAUACAAACACCUGGUUUCAAAGACACACAAAGCAAACAAAUACCACAAGCUCUACCAAGGACCAGAAAAAAGAAACAAAAAAGUUCAUCAGAACAAAAACCCACAAAAGUUUCUCUGCAACAUCCUGGAGAAGAGAUAACAAAUAAAGAAAUGAGGGAUCACCUAGAACACACUUCGGUUCAAAUAAAGGGUCUAGAAAUAAAAACAACAACAAAAGAAACUGGAAAAACAAAACAAGAAAAAGAGAUAAAUGAAGAAUAUGAGCAGGAUCAGACGCAAAUAUCAGAUCUACAAGAAAACUUUGAAAUUUACACUAAAAAGGGAAAGCAGCCAGAAAGUGAAAUCACAUUACACAAAGUGGAAACUGACAUGCACAAGAAAACAGUAAAAAUAGAAGGACUUGAAAUUGAUAUGGAGGUCCCAAAAGCACCAGUUCAAAUUGAUACUGUGACAGAAAACUCAGGCUGGACAAUGCAAAUGCCAUCACUCAAAAUACCCAAACUGCCUAAAUCAGACAUUCAAGCACCAAAGGUGGACAUCUCCUUCCCAUCAGUAGACGUUUCUCUACCGAAGACCGAAGUGGAUAUUAAGGGCCCAGAAGCAACAACUAAAGUGGAAAAGAAAGAAGGUGAAAUAAAAGCCACAGAUAAAGAUGCCAAAGGAAAAGAAAGUAAGUUCAAAAUGCCAAAAUUCAGUAUGCCUUUAUUUGGCUGGUCCACCACAAAAGAGACCAAUGAUGGAGUAGCAGAUGUUGAAGAACACCUCAAAGAGCCCCAGGUAACAAUGCCGUCAGUUAGGGCAGAAGGAGAGAUAACAGUGUCAGGACCUGCAAUCCAGGCUCCAAGUGUUGAAUUGGAAAUCGGGACUUCUGCAGGAAAAGAUGGUGAGAAGGGGAAAAUUAAAAUGCCUGAUGUUAAGCUGCCGAGUGUGAAGCUUCCCAAAGUCAAGGCUCCCCAGGUACAGGUCAGUCUGCCAAAGGUGGAGGCAGAUAUUUCCCUUCCCAAAUCACAAGCCAAACUUGAAGAGGGGGGACUUGAAGUGAAAGUUCCUGACAUGGAAAGCAGUAUUGAAGUUGAGACAGGGAAAACAGAGGCAACAGGGAUGAAAAUACACAUGCCAAAAGUCAAGAUGCCUUCCAUGGGAUUUUCUAAACCAGAAAUCAAACCUCCCAAAGUAGACAUGGAUGUUACUUUACCCAAAGUCGAUGUCACACUUCCCACGAGUGAUGUCAGUCUUCAAGAAGCUGACAUGAAAGCAGACUCUGUUCCUGGAGAUGUCAAAAUCUCAGCACCUGGAGUAAAGAUUCCUAAAAUAGAAGGUUCCAUACAGCUGAAGGGUCCAGGGAUAGAAGCGAAAGAGCCACCAGUUGAAAUUGUGGUGGAGGGACCAGAGGGGAAAGCUUCCGGUUUGGAAGGGAAAAGUCAAAUGCCUAAAUUUGAAAAGCCAAAGUUUGGAGUUUCACUUCCAAAAGGCAAAGUGCCAGAAAGCGAGAUCAGCUUACCCAAAAUGGAAGCUGACAUUCCCAAGCCAAAAGUCAAAGGCCAACUAGGUGCAAUCGGCAUGGAAACCCUGACGCUAGCAGUGGAAGCUGAUGUUCCCAACAUAGAGACUGAAGCUUCUGGCUGGAAAAUACAAAUACCAUCACUCAAAAUGCCUAAAGCAGACACUCAAGCACCAAAGGUGGACAUCACCCUCCCAUCAGUAGACGUUUCACUACCAAAGACCGAGGUGGACAUUAAGGGCCCAGAAGCAACAGCUAAAGCGGUAAAGAUAGAAGGUGAAAUAAAAGCCACAGAUAAAGAUGCUAAAGCAAAAGAAAGUAAAUUCAAAAUGCCAAAAUUCAGUAUGCCUUCGUUUGGCUGGUCCACCUCAAAAGAGACCAGUGGUGGAGUAGCAGAUGUUGACGCAAGCCUCAAAGAGCACCACGUGACAAUACCGUCAGCUAGGGCCGAAGGAGAGAUAACAGUGUCAGGACCUGCAAUCCAGGCUCCAAGUGUUGAACUGGAAAUCGGGACUUCUGCAGGAAAAGAUGGUGAGAAGGGGAAAAUUAAAAUGCCUGAUGCUAAGCUGCCGAGUGUGAAGCUUUCCAAAGUCAAGGGUUCCCAGGUACAGGUCAGUCUGCCAAAGGUGGAGGCAGAUAUUACCCUUCCCAAAUCACAAGCCGAAAUUAAAGAGGGGGGAAUUGAAGUGAAAGUUCCCGACAUGGAAAGCAGUAUGGAAGUUGAGACAGGGAAAGCAGAGGCAACAGGGAUGAAAAUACACAUGCCAAAAGUCAAAAUGCCUUCGAUGGGAUUUUCUAAACCAGAAAUCAAAGCUCCCAAAGUAGACGUGGAUGUUACUUUACCCAAAGUCGAUGUCACACUUCCCACGUGUGAUGUCAGUCUUCAAGAAGCUGACCUGAAAGCAGACUCUGUUCCUAGAGAUGUCAAAAUCUCAGCACCUGGAGUAAAGAUUCCUAAAAUGGAAGGUUCAAUAAAUCUGAAGGGUGCAGGGAUAGAAGCGAAAGAGCCAUCAGUUGAAAUUGCGGUGGAGGGACCAGAGGGGAAAGCUGCCGGUUUGGAAGGGAAAAUUCAAAUGCCUAAAUUUGAAAAGCCAAAGUUUGGAGUUUCACUUCCAAAAGGCAAAGUGCCAGAAGGCGAGAUCAGCUUACCCAAAAUGGAAGCUGACAUUCCCAAGCCAAAAGUCAAAGGCCAAGUGGGUUCAAUCGGCGUGGAAACCCCGACGCUAGCAGUGGAAGCUGAUGUUCCCGACGUAGAGACUGAAGCUUCCGGCUGGAAAAUACAAAUGCCAUCACUCAAAAUGCCCAAAAUGCCUAAAGCAGACAUUCAAGCACCAAAGGUGGACAUCACCCUCCCAUCAGUAGACGUUUCUCUACCAAAGGCCGAGGUGGACAUUAAGGGCCCAGAAGCAACAGCUAAAGCAGUAAAGAUAGAAGGUGAAAUAAAAGCCACAGAUAAAGAUGCUAAAGCAAAAGAAAGUAAAUUCAAAAUGCCAAAAUUCAGUAUGCCUUCAUUUGGCUGGUCCACCUCAAAAGAGACCACUGGUGGAGUAGCAGAUGUUGAAGCAAGCCUCAAAGAGCACCCGGUGGCAAUCCCGUCAGCUAGGGCAGAAGGAGAGAUAACAGUGUCAGGACCUGCAAUCCAGGCUCCAAGUGUUGAACUGGAAAUCGGGACUUCUGCAGGAAAAGAUGGUGAGAAGGGGAAAAUUAAAAUGCCUGAUGUUAAGCUGCCGAGUAUUAAACUUCCCAAAGUUAAGGCUCCCCAAGUACAGGUCAGUCUGCCAAAGGUGGAGGCAGAUAUUUCCCUUCCCAAAUCACAAGCCGAAAUUAAAGAGGGGGGAUUUGAAGUGAAAGUUCCCGACAUGGAAAGCAGUAUUGAAGUUGAGACGGGGAAAGCAGAGGCAACAGGGAUGAAAAUACACAUGCCAAAAGUCAAGAUGCCUUCUAUAGGAUUUUCUAAACCAAAAACUAAAGCUCCCAAAGUAGACGUGGAUGUUGCUUUACCCAAAGUCGAUGUCACACUUCCCACGUGUGAUGUCAGUCUUCAGGAAGCUGACCUCAAGGCAGCCUCUGUUCCCGGAGAUGUCAAAAUCUCAGCACCUGGAGUCAAGAUUCCCAAAAUAGAAGGUUCCAUUCAGUUGAAGGGUCCAGGGAUAGAAGCGAAAGAGCCAUCAGUUGAAAUUACGGUGGAGGGACCAGAGGGGAAAGCUGCCGGUUUGGAAGGGAAAAUUCAAAUGCCUAAAUUUGAAAAGCCAAAGUUUGGAGUUUCACUUCCAAAAGGCAAAGUGCCAGAAGGCGAGAUCAGCUUACCCAAAAUGGAAGCUGACAUUCCCAAGCCAAAAGUCAAAGGCCAAGUGGGUGCAAUCGGCAUGGAAACCCCGACGCUAGCAAUGGAAGCUGAUGUUCCUGACGUAGAGACUGAAGCUUCCGGCUGGAAAAUACAAAUGCCAUCACUCAGAAUGCCCAAA
Messenger RNA from Chrysemys picta bellii (western painted turtle), 5478 nucleotides. Its product is annotated as protein AHNAK2-like. Gene Ontology annotation, cellular component: nucleus; cytoplasm; costamere. Gene Ontology annotation, molecular function: protein binding. The record is from RefSeq and is a predicted model, not a curated record. NCBI's taxonomy places the organism in Eukaryota, Metazoa, Chordata, Testudines, Emydidae. Gene Ontology annotation, biological process: regulation of RNA splicing.